Messenger RNA from Kluyveromyces lactis, 2124 nucleotides. It is a transcript of the gene MFG1, whose product is annotated as Mfg1p. Gene Ontology annotation, cellular component: transcription regulator complex; nucleus. The coding region runs from base 1 to 2124 and encodes 707 amino acids. Gene Ontology annotation, biological process: positive regulation of transcription by RNA polymerase II; negative regulation of transcription by RNA polymerase II. The transcript has a single exon. The record is from RefSeq and is a predicted model, not a curated record. Lineage: Eukaryota; Fungi; Ascomycota; Saccharomycetes; Saccharomycetales; Saccharomycetaceae.
AUGGAUUACCAGUACGUUCCUACAGACAUUUAUAGUGGGCAAAUGCCUGGCCAAAUGUCUGCCGGCGGCGUUCCUGCACAAUCUGUUGCUAAUGGACAAAUUCCGUAUAACUUCCCAGUUGGGCAAAACUCGAACCAAAACGGGAACUUAUACGUGAUGAAUAGUUCAAAUGAUGAUACGCCAGCUGCAGGACCACCUAAUUCGGUUUCUGCUUCUGGGCCGAUCCCCGCUCAAGUUCAUGGCCACGGACAAGUGCCCGGACAAGGUCAAGGCCAAACUCAGGGACCUAAUAAUUCCAAUGCGACUAACAACCCUUCCAAUGCUCCUUCCAUUGCCACUGUACGAACGGGGCCCUCAGUCGAAGCUGCCAACUCUAAUAUGGGUGGUGGUGCAGAUUUUAAUACAGGUACUGCGGCAACCGCGCCAUAUUACCCGAUGCAAUUUAAUGGACUAUAUCAGAACCAGCCACAAGCCUACGGUAUGCAAGGCCCCAAUAUUCAGAACCAAGGGAUGCAACCAUCUUUCCCAGGUCAAUUGCCACCGGGUCCGGGUCCGUACACCCAAGGUUACUUUAAUCCGCAACAACAGGGAGAUACCGGCAAUGCAGCAGAUAGACCUUCCAAUCAUGGUCCUUUACCAGUGACACCACAACAGUCUGGUCAGCAGCCAAAUUUACAGAGCUCUCAGACACUGCAAAAUCAGCAAGGAAUACGACGCCAACAACUUCAACACCAUGUACCGCAGCAAGCGCAAGGCCAACAAUCAACUGCAAAUGUUCAGAUACAGUCUCAGCAACCUUUGGCAUCACAUCCGCAUCCACUUUCGCAACCUCAGCAUAACUCUCAUCCUCAUCCACACAACUCUCAUCAGCAGCAGCAGCAGCAGCAAGUGCCUCCUACACAUCCACCACCGCACCCAAUGCAUGGAAUGGCUCCAAAUUUAGGUAAUGCACCAUUAAUAGGACAAAAUCCUGGUGCCAGUCCAAAUCCUGCGCUGCUUGGUCUAAAUCGUGCGAUACCUUCUCAGAUUUCUUCAACCUAUCCCUAUCCUCUUAGAAAAUAUCUUUCUAAUUUGGCUAUCCUUCGAGCGCAUGAGAUAAUAAAUUUGCUCAAUGUAUCCAGCAAUAAGCUAAACGAUAUGAAAUACUGGGUUAAGGUCAUGUCCGAACUUUUCACUCCUUAUGGACUAUUCAGAUAUUCCAGGAAACAUCAAGAGGAUAUAAGACAAUUCGAAUUUACUGCAGUUGUGAUUCCAUCAGUUAUGAGAGCUUUUGGUUGUUCAGGAGUAGCUAAGCUUGAAAUUGUUCCUCAUCAAUUGAGGGCCCAGGUACUCAGUAAUGGAAGCAUUUUUUUCGAAUGUCCCAGGUGUUUAUUGACAUAUUUCUUCCCAGACGGAAGUUACAUGACAAACUUCACUCAUUUCAAAGGUGUUUUUGAUAUAAAUCUAAAGAUAGAGUGGUUAGGUAUGUUCACGUAUGGUUUUGUUCCCGGUGUUGAAUGGGGUUCUUUGGAAACUAAGUUAAGUGACCCUACAGUCAGUGCGGAAAUAUUUGGCAAACUAUCAACGAUCAAUGGCAAGAAGAAGAGCGCUAAUGACAGUAAAAAUAAUACAGGUAAAUCUGGCAUUGAUUCGAAAAAGGAUAAACCUAUUAAACAAGAAUUCGACGAAGCAGAUCUUGAUGCUGUACGGUUUGAAGCAAUGACAAAAUUGAGGUCGCAAUUCAAAGUUUUCCAAAACGUUUCAAGUUUUGGCAUACAAGAGGGAUUCAUGCGAAUUCUGCAGGUGAAUGACGUUAUGUCAUAUUUGAAAAACUUAAGAAUCUAUCAAAAAUGCAGUGGUAUCAAAAGUCCUGUAGAGACAUUAUCAACUUUUGUUAAUCAGGAAAGAGCAGCACCGAGUGCUAAUUUGGGCCCAACUGUUCCUAACACAAAUGCUGAGUUUUCUCAUGAACAGUCUUCGAAGGCGCAACCCACAUCUACUGGUUUUGCUUCUAGCGGAUCGAGCGGUUCAACCAAUACCGCUAAAAGACGCAGAGUCAGUUCAGCACUAUCGCCAUUGAGCAGCUCUGAAAGAAGCAGCCUCGAUGAAAAGAAUGGUGCAAAUCUCAAGAAAGCCAAAUACUGA